This is a messenger RNA of Sorex fumeus (smoky shrew), 3296 nucleotides long. RefSeq names its product sterile alpha motif domain containing 11 (gene SAMD11). The transcript is spliced from 13 exons. Gene Ontology annotation, molecular function: RNA polymerase II cis-regulatory region sequence-specific DNA binding; DNA-binding transcription activator activity, RNA polymerase II-specific; protein binding. Bases 412 to 2994 code for a protein of 860 amino acids. Gene Ontology annotation, biological process: positive regulation of transcription by RNA polymerase II. NCBI's taxonomy places the organism in Eukaryota, Metazoa, Chordata, Mammalia, Eulipotyphla, Soricidae. The record is from RefSeq and is a predicted model, not a curated record.
GCCCGAGACGUCCCGGCUUGCUCAUUGCCCGGCCGCCACCGGCCGUCCGGCGACCAGCGAGCCGGGCGCGGGGCCGCCCCUGGGGGCGCGGGCGCAGGUGGCCCGGGCGCCGCACUCUUGGCGCCCGGCGGAGCUCCGGGACCCUGGAGCUGCGGCUCUCGGCGGGUCGAUCGAAGAUCGAUAGCCGCGUUGGGCAGCAGCAUGUCUCGGCUGGCCGAGGCUCCGCCAGCCUCUCGGGCGCCGGUCCGAAGGGGUUCGGCCGGCGGCGCGGCGGCGGGAGCCCGGGCGCAGUAGCCGGGAGGGCGGGCGCGCGGACGGGCACUGCGCCCCCCACCCUCGAGACCCAAGUGCGGCCCCGGCGGGACAAGUUGCGCCGAGGCGACAGCUGGGCUGUAGGGCCGCUGGCCCGCCAUGCCGGCGGUCAAGAAGGAGCUCCCCGGCCGCGAAGACCUGGCCCUGGCUCUGGCCACCUUCCACCCGAACCUGGCCGCGCUGCCCCUGCCGCCGCUGCCCGGCUACCUGGCACCGCUGCCCGCCACGGCCGCGCUACCCCCGGCUGCCUCGCUGCCCGCGGCCACCGCCGGCUACGAGGCGCUGCUGGCCCCGCCGUUCCGUGCCGCGCGCGCCUACCUGAGCCUGCACGAGGCCGCCCCGCACCUCCACCUGCCCCGGGACCCGUUGGCCCUCGAGCGCUUCUCGGCCCCCGCCGCCGCCGCCCCGGACUUCCAGCCGCUGCUGGACAACGGCGAGCCUUGCAUCGAGGUGGAGUGCGGCGCCAAUCGCGCGCUGCUCUACGUGCGCAAACUCUGCCAGGGCAGCAAGGGGCCGUCCAUCCGCCACCGCGGCGAGUGGCUCACACCCAACGAGUUCCAGUUCGUCAGUGGCCGCGAGACCGCCAAGGACUGGAAGCGCAGCAUCCGCCACAAAGGGAAAAGUCUCAAGACGCUUAUGUCCAAGGGGAUUCUGCAGGUGCACCCUCCGAUCUGCGACUGCCCGGGCUGUCGAAUAUCGUCCCCGGUGAACCGGGGUCGACUGGCAGAUAAGAGGACAGUUGCCCUGCCUCCUGCUCGGGCCCUGAAGAAAGAAUUGCCCCCCGGUGAUGGUGACAGUGAUGGCAGCGGCCUGGCCUGUGGGCGGCUGGGCUUGAAGCAGGAGGGCCCACAUGUCCGUAUCAUGAAGAGAAGAGUCCACACCCACUGGGAUGUGAACAUCUCCUUCCGAGAAACUUCCUGCAGCCAGGACAGCCACCUUCCCACCCUCAUCUCCAGCCUGCACCGCAGCCGCCUCGUUAUGCCUGAGCACCAGAGUCGCUGUGAAUUCCAGAGAAGCGGUGUGGAGAUCAGCCUUGGAGCAUCAGGUGACCUGCUGGGCAAGAGGCUGGCCCGCUCCCCCGCCAGCAGUGGCUGCCCUUUGGAGAAGAAGGCCCGAAGCGAGUCCCCCCAAGAGACUCUGCUGCUGCCAGAACUAGGCCCUGGCAUGGCCCCCGAGGAGCACUACCGCCGGCUCAUGUCUGCCCUGAGUGAGGCAGGACCCUUGGAGGACCAACGGCUCUACCAUCUGGGCACCCCCAGUCACGAUCUCCUGAGGGUCCGGCAGGAGGCGGCGGCCACAGCGGCGAGGAGCCCCGGCGGCCUGGACGUGCACCUGCCCUCGGCGGGCGGCCAGCGCCGCAAGCCGGGCCUGGGCCCGCUCCGGGAGAGCGGCGCGCCCGCCCUGGGCCCCGCCUUCCCCGAAAGGGAGCUGUCGCAGCCGCCCCCGCUGCUGCCGCCGCCGCCGCAGAAUGCCCCGCACGUGGCCCUGGGCCCCCACCUCAGGCCCCCCUUCCUGGGGGUGCCCUCGGCGCUCUGCCAGAGCCCCGGCUUCAGCUUCCUGCCGCCCGCGCCGGCCGACGCGCUGGCCCGCCAGCAGGAGCUCCUGCGGAAGCAGAACCUGGCGCGGCUGGAGCUGUCCGCGGAGAUGCUGCGCCACAAGGGACUGGAGAGCGCCCAGCGCCCGCCGCCGCCCGCACCCGAGGCCGCGCCGUGCCCGCCCGAUGGCCCCGAGGACCUGCCGCGGCGCGGGGCCAUGCUGGUGCUGAGGCACAGCUCGGCGCCGCUCCUGGCCCUGCCCCCCCAGGGCUCCCCCACCCCGCCCCGCGAGCCUGCCCGCAGGGCCCCUCGCAAGGGCAUCUCCACCCCAGCCUCGGCCCGGCCUGGCGAGCCCAAGGAGAAGGCAGAGGUGGGGCCCUGGACGCCAGAAGGCCCUGAAGAGGAGCCCCCUAAGGACUCAGAUGGGGAGGAUCAGGAACCAGAGGAGUCGGUGGCUGCGGGGGGCCGGGCCCCAAGCGGAGGAGGGGCCAGCUCCGAGGGGAAGGGGCUUCUCUCAGGACCCUUGCUGCCUCCACCACUGCCCCUGGGCUUCCCCUACGCGGUCAGCCCGUAUUUACACACAGGUGCAAUGGGGGGGCUCUUGAUGGACGGAGAGUCAGCCACCGGCCCCGAGGACGUCAGCAAGUGGACAGUAGAUGAUGUUUGCAGUUUCGUGGGGGGCUUGUCUGGCUGUGGAGAAUAUGCGCCGGUCUUCAGAGAACAGGGAAUCGACGGGCAGGCACUGCCCCUGCUGACAGAGGAACACCUCCUGACCACCAUGGGGCUCAAGCUGGGGCCUGCACUCAAGAUCCGGGCCCAGGUAAGCGCCAGUUGGGGUGUGGGGCUGGGGGCUGCCCACUCACCCCUGGCAGGCUCUGCAUCUGGGCCCGCAUCUCUGCAGGUGGCCAAGCGUCUGGGACGCAUCUUUUACAUGGCCAGCUUCCCCGUGGCUCUGCCGCUGCAGCCACCCUCGCUCCAUGCUCCUGAGCGGGGCCUCGCCUCUGGGGAACAGCCCUUGUCCCCAGCAGUGGCCACUUCGCCCUAUGGAACAGGGCACACGCCUGCAGGCCAAGCCUCACCCAAACAAGGAAAUGGGACCCUGGCUCUACUGCCGGGGCCUGCUGACCCCUCCCAGCCUCUGUGCUGAGGCCACAGGUGGGAUACCCUGCCUUCACCCCAGCCCCUCACAGCGCCCGACACAGGUGGGACACGUCACUCAAGAGCAAAGACUCAAGAAGGUGACCUGUGCAGAUGGUCAGGGGCAGUACAGACAAACCAAAGAUGAAGAAGGGUCAGUGAUGUCUCUGGACUUCUUAACUGGGAACUGCUCUUGUGGACGCCAAAAGCACCCUGAACUGGGGCAAGGUGUCGGAGAGGCCUCUGCAGGGGUGGGGUGGGGUUUCUGGCCCACCUGCAUGGGUCAGUGCCCACUCCCGUCCUCACAGCCAC